Molecule: messenger RNA, 600 nt
Organism: Zingiber officinale
Lineage: Eukaryota; Viridiplantae; Streptophyta; Magnoliopsida; Zingiberales; Zingiberaceae
Exons: 6
Coding region: 58-600 (180 amino acids)
Source: RefSeq, a predicted model, not a curated record
UGAGCUGGCUACGUUGGCAAACGUUCCCUUGACGCUCUCCUCGCGUUGCCGGCCUUCAUGAGCUCCCUCGCCCCCCUAACCACCGCAAAUUCUUGUCCUGGAACCUUCAUCCUCUCAUCUCUCUCCGGAGCCAAUCCUUUCGCGCUACAAGGCGUUCGAUCAUCUCAGCGGAACGUUUCUAGGGUUCAAAUUGCUGCCCCCAGGACGACACCGAGCAUUUCGCCUGCGACGGGGAGAUUCUUGACCGUCAAUCUAUGCUCCAAGAAUGAGCAGCCCGAGGUGGAGGUCAUUCAUUGUGAGGACAAAAAGGAAUUGCCUUGUAAUUUGGACGAGAGAAAUAGCAAGGCAUCGAAAGGAUUUUCGUUGAAUGGGAUAAUGCAGAGGUUAAAGAGAUAUGGAGUUGCAGGAGUACUCUCCUAUGGGCUACUUAACACCGUAUACUAUCUGACAACGUUUUUGUUGGUUUGGGAACUAAAGGCUACUACAGGUGGCUUAACUAGCUGCAAAGUUUUAUCCUCUAGCAUGAGAGGAGAUACUGUAAUCUUUUAUUUCAGGGUUUUAUUUCUCACCUGCGCCUGGAAAAAUGGGUUAUCCUGGUGA